This is a messenger RNA of Patella vulgata (common limpet), 2739 nucleotides long. Its product is annotated as zinc finger protein OZF-like. The transcript has 2 exons. Gene Ontology annotation, molecular function: DNA-binding transcription factor activity; RNA polymerase II cis-regulatory region sequence-specific DNA binding. Gene Ontology annotation, biological process: regulation of transcription by RNA polymerase II. The record is from RefSeq and is a predicted model, not a curated record. The coding region runs from base 70 to 1455 and encodes 461 amino acids. NCBI's taxonomy places the organism in Eukaryota, Metazoa, Mollusca, Gastropoda, Patellidae.
AAGCGGCCAUUUUGUGUGUUUUUCAAAGGGCAUCCGUUUUCAAAGACCCGCCUUCACGUAAAGAUAAGAAUGGAAACUAAUGAUGUUAUAACAUUUCAUCAAUGUGUUGUAUGUGAUGACAUUUUUCAACAACUUGAUGAUUUAGAAAAACACAAUAAAAUACAUGUUAAAGAAGAGAAAACUGAUGAUGUUGAUGGAUAUUGUCAUGUUAAAGAAGAGAAAACUGAUGAUGUAGAUGAAUAUUGUCAUGUUAAAGAAGAGAAAACUGACGAUGACAAUGUUGAAAACGGUUUAGAAGCAGAUGAGUUGGUUUCAUUUAACGAAAGCCAGUCAUUUAAGAAACACAUGAGAACUCAUAUAGGGGGAAAACCUUAUAAAUGUGAUGUUUGUAGUAAAUCAUUUUCAAAGAGUAGUAAUCUAGUGACACAUAUGAGAAUUCAUACAAGUGGAAAACCUUAUAAAUGUAAUUUUUGUGGUAAAUCAUUUAGUGUGAAUUGUACUUUAAAACUACACUUGAGGAUUCAUACAGGGGAAAAAACUCAAAAAUGUGAUGUUUGUAGUAAAUCAUUUGCUAAUAGAAGUCAUCUACAGAGACACAUGAGAAUUCAUACAGGUGCAAAACCUUAUAUGUGUGAUGUUUGUAGUAAAUCAUUCACUAUUAAUGGUAACUUACAGAGGCAUAUGAGAACUCAUACGGGGGGAAAACCUUUUGAGUGUGGUUUUUGUGGUAAAUCGUUCAGUGUGAAUGGUAAUUUACAGAGACACAUGAGAAUUCAUACAGGGGGAAAACCUUAUAAAUGUGAUGUUUGUAGUAAAUCAUUUGGCGAAAAUCAUCAUUUACUUGCACACAUUACGACCCAUAGUGGAGGAACACCUUAUAAAUGUGAUGUUAGUAGUAAAUCAUUUAUUAAUGAUGGUGGCCUACAAAACCACAAAAGAAUUCAUACUGAAGAAACACCUUAUAAAUGUGAUGUUUGUGGUAAAUCAUUUAGUCAAAUUAGUCAUUUACAGUUUCACGUUAGAACUCAUUCUGGUGUAAAACCUUAUAAAUGUGAUGUUUGUGGUAAAUCAUUUAGUCAAAUUAGUCAUUUACAGUUUCACGUUAGAACUCAUUCUGGUGUAAAACCGUAUAAAUGUGAUGUUUGUAGUAAAUCAUUUACCAGGAAUGGUUGUUUGCAAAGACACAUGAGAAUUCAUACAGGUGAAAAACCCUAUAAAUGUAAUGUUUGUAGUAAAUCAUUUGGUCGAGCUCAUCAUUUACAGGAUCACAUAAAAACUCAUACUCAGGCCUGGAAAUAUCAAUGUAAUGCUUGUGGUAAACCGUUUAGUGUGAAUUGUAAUUUAAAGAGACACAUGAGAAUUCAUACAGGGGAAAUAUCUUAUAAAUGUUAUGUUUGUAAUAAAUCAUUUGGUCAAACUCAUCAUUUACAGGUACACAUAAGAACUCAUACUUAGGCCUGGAAAUAACGGUUUUAGAUGUACAAGUACCUGAUAAAAUGUCAGUCACUAAUAAAAGAUCACCUGACAUUUUUAACUUAAUAUUAUUAAUAUCAAUAAAAAAAAAGACAAAUCAGUGCCGGACAAAAUGACAGACACCAGAGGUUUAGUGACGGACAAAACCUGAAUCUGUGCCUGAUAUUGUCUAUAACAGGUGCCUUAUUUGCAGGCUUGCUCAUACUGGAUAGAAAACCCUAUAAAUGAUGUGAUAUUUUUUAGUAAAUCAUUUUAUAAAAGUAAUUGUCUACAUGGUAAUCUGUACUGGAGAAAAAUUUUAUAAAAGUGAUGUUUGUGAUAAAUCAUCUCAUCAAAAUAUGGAAUACAUAAAAACUUACACUUGUGAAAAACCUUAUUCAUUUGUUUUUUGGGGGCUUGUGUUACAGAUUGAAUUAUUUCUUAAUACAAAAUUUAUGGAAAUACCUUGUUGAAUAUUGUUGGUCUACCCCUUUGAAAUGAAAUGGGGUUUAACGUCCUAUUGUUCCUAUAAUAAACUGCCAGUUGAUUUAAUCAUUUAAAACAUCCAAAGAGAGAGAGAGAAAAAUGGGGUUUAACGUCCACUCGACACAAACUAGGUCAUUUUGGGACUAACACAUGGUUCAAUUGUAUUUCAAUAAUUCGCUUGUGCGUAGGGGUCUUUUAGCGGUGGGAGGAAACUGGAGGACCCGGAGAAAAACCACGAGGUUGGACAGGCAACCCUACUCCUUGUCACGUAGAACCGGGGAAUCAAAACCAGCCUUGUAUCUUUGUUGUAUUAUUUUCAAUCAAACAGCUUCACAUAAAGAUACAUUGCUAUAAGUUAUGGUGAGUAUAUUUGGAUAUAAAUUUUAUAAAAGCAAUAUUCGGAACAGUCUCUUGUCUUUCCAGCAAUAUAAAUACAAAUAACGCUCUAACCCUAUCACUGGUCUACACCUACUGUCUGUUCCAGGUAACACUCUAACCCUGUCACUGGUCUACACCUAGGUUGGAGUCCUUGUCUUUAAAUCACAAAAUACGAAGUGGAAAUAGUUUUGGAUUAUUUAAUCUGUAAUCAACGGUACAAAGCCAGAGGGGUCAAAACCAAAAGUAUGACACAGAUGUCAGUAGCGUGUGUGUCCUCCACGGGCUCUUACGCACGCUGUGCAGCAAUGUCGCAUGGAAUUUACCAAUGUUUGAAAGAAGGCCUGGGGCAUAUUGUUCCAUUCUUGGACAAGAGCAGCUUCUAAAGCAGCAAUGGUGUGCAUCUGUGGUUUCCGAUACAGACGG